ACAACAUGCAUGAAAAUUUGACAACUAGGUUUUCUGGAAAAAGCAUGUUUGUUGCGGCGAGUGAUGCAAGAUUUUGUUGAGUAUUAUGACUGAAUAUUUUUAUUUCGAUAUUGAAAUCAAACUCGCCAAGGAACCUGAUCAACUCAUAGCAACCAAGGUGAAAUCCCGCAUACAAGGUUCACUCAACGAAGUGUUUGGUGAAAUUGGUGGCCAAACAGAAUUAGAUCUCCUAAAGUUUGACCCCAAACGCCGACGCAUUAUUUUGCGCGUUCCACAAGCGUUUUACGUUAAGCUGCGAGCUGCAAUAACGUUCAUAGCCGAAUUUCAGGGCGUACCUUGUAAUUUCCUGGUGAGAAAAGCAUCGCCGGUGCUGCUUUCGUUGGCGGAAACCCAUUUACAGUUUUGA
Molecule: messenger RNA, 406 nt
Organism: Anopheles coustani
Lineage: Eukaryota; Metazoa; Arthropoda; Insecta; Diptera; Culicidae
Gene: Rpp14a
Product: ribonuclease P protein subunit p14
Exons: 2
Coding region: 86-406 (106 amino acids)
Biological process (GO): tRNA 5'-leader removal
Cellular component (GO): ribonuclease P complex
Source: RefSeq, a predicted model, not a curated record